Molecule: messenger RNA, 741 nt
Organism: Rhodofomes roseus
Lineage: Eukaryota; Fungi; Basidiomycota; Agaricomycetes; Polyporales; Fomitopsidaceae
Exons: 1
Source: RefSeq, a predicted model, not a curated record
AAUGGCCAGCAGCUCACUGGAACUACAUCACCUGGAGAAUGACUCACCCGGGUUGGCCACACUACUUCCGGAGGUGCUAGCUUUGUCUAACGUGAUCUUCGACGCCGACCCUCAGUCCAAGUACGCCUCGCUCGACGAGUGGAAACGACGUCUCUCCGCUCCUGGUUCCGUUGUGGUGUACCUCUCGCCUCCGUCAAGACCAACCCGCCCAGUCGCCUUCUCGUUCACGCACUCACGACACCAUACACUACCGCUCGCAAGCGGUGAGACCGACACCAUGCACGUCUGGCUAGCUGGCGUGCUCCCGGAGAGGCGGACGGAAGGUUGUUUGGCGCUGAUGGUGGAGGCGUUGGGGUCAUCGCAAGUCCUGACUGUGUGCACGACCCCGGACGUGUACCCGGCGAUGUGGAGGUGGCUGAUGGGGUGAGGAUGGUCGGUCGAGCGGGAACUUGGCGGCGGGAAGGUGAUGCUCCGCAGAUCGAAGUAACUGGGAUCCGAGCUCUCUGGAUAGCCUGACUGUACCUAAGGGUACGUGUGUAUUGGCCAAGGGAGUGGUGAGCGGGAGUCGUUUGUGCGCAGCGGUGAAGGUAAGCAGUAUAUUAUCCCGGCUAUUAUCGUCUGCAACGGAGACUAGUUCAGACCGCCAUCGGUCCUUCUAUUCGGAGGUCGACUCCAUGGUAGAUAUGUGAACAUACAUUGAUCCUCGUGAAUGCCUUCGAUUUGCCAUUGUGUAAUGCCUCG